AUGGCCGCAAAGCGUACGGAUGUCCCCGAACUAGGGCUCUUCGAGAAAGCAGACAUUCCCUUGGUCCAAGUCAGCACCGGCUUGAGUUUACUGUUUGCUGCUCUCACAGGAGUCUUCCGGGGCAAAGCCAGCCCCAGAUACUACCGGCACCAUGUCCAAGCAGCGGCCAUCCGGACAUUUGUGGACCGAAUCUCUCAUCGCCAGCAAAAGUAUCUAGCUCCCACCUUUGCCGAGGCGUAUGGCUCCGUCAUGAAAAAGCGAGGUCUCGAGCCAUCAAUCAUCUCCCUCCCCCACGAUACAGAAGGCUACUGGCUUGGAAACAAGGAUGCUAAGAACGUAGUCGUCUACUAUCACGGCGGCGGCUUCUCCAUGGCCCCCAUGCCCCUCCACUUCGAAUUCUGGCUCGACCUCCUCGCCGCUCUAAACACGUCCACCAACGAACACGACAUCGCCGCCACCGGCGCCCUGCGCUACAUCCUCGCCUCCGGCCGCUCGCCGUCCAACGUCAUUGUCGGUGGUGAUUCGGCAGGCGGCAACCUCGCCCUCGCGACCCUGCUGCAUCUCUCCCACCCCCACCCGGAGAUCGAGCCCAUUGACCUCUCGGAGCCGCUGGCGGGAGUCUUCGGCUUCUCGCCAUGGAUCAGCUUCAGGACCGACUGGCCUUCCUUCACGGAGAACAUGUACAAGGACUGCGUGCCGGUCGAUGUCCUGAAGCGGUGGGCGGAGAUGUAUCUCGAGGGCCGGGAAGGGGAUCCCUGGAGCGAGCCACUCAGGGCGCCGGCGGAGUGGUGGAGGGAUGCGAAGACGGAGCGUGUGUUGAUUAUUGCGGGAUCGGACGAGAUAUUGCUUUCGCCGAUUCGGGAUAUAGCGGAGAAGAUCAAGUCUGUUUUCCCGAAUACCACGUUCAUUGUGGGAUAUGACGAGUCGCACGAUGCGCAUUUGUACGUCGAUGCGGGGCGGCAGACGCAGACGGGGAAGGACUUGCGGCAGUGGAUUCGUUCGCGUCUAUAA
This is a messenger RNA of Penicillium chermesinum, 1011 nucleotides long. RefSeq names its product putative 6-hexanolactone hydrolase. Bases 1 to 1011 code for a protein of 336 amino acids. NCBI's taxonomy places the organism in Eukaryota, Fungi, Ascomycota, Eurotiomycetes, Eurotiales, Aspergillaceae. The record is from RefSeq and is a predicted model, not a curated record. Gene Ontology annotation, molecular function: hydrolase activity. The transcript is spliced from 5 exons.